AUGAGACGCCCCAUCCGCCUUGCGGUCCUUGAGUGCGACCAUCCCCUGCCCGGCACCUCAGCAAAGUACGGCGGGCGCUUUGGAGGGGUCUUCAAGUCGCUGCUGGGACGCUCGGCAAAGACGCUGAACAGGCCUGACAUCGUCGACCCAGAGGCGGGACUGGACAUUUCAGAGUACGAUAUCGUGAAGAACGACGUCUUUCCUGCUCUCGAGGACAUCGACGCCGUCCUCAUCACUGGAUCAAAAUUCGAUGCCUUUGAUACUGAGACACCCUGGAUUAACAGACUGGUCGAGUUUAUUCGAAAGGUGGUGGCUCAGGACCGCGUCAGGGUGAUUGGAAUCUGUUUCGGCCACCAGAUCCUCGGACGGGUGCUGGGAGCCAAAGUCGGCCGUAGCGAUGUAGGCUGGGAGGCUGCUGUGCACCCUCUCACCCUAACGGAGAAGGGUAAAGAGGUCUUCGGCGUGGAGAAGCUGAGCAUCAUGGAGAUGCACCGUGAUAUCGUACAUGAUCUCCCAGCUGGCACUGUCUCGCUCGGCUCUACGCCCAAGUGCGCCAUCCAAGGCAUGUACACCCCCCGCAAACUGUUCUCCGUCCAAGGCCAUCCCGAGUUUGACAGGGACAUCGUCAUGGAGAUCAUGCAGACCAGAAAGGCAAACUAUCCUCCAGAGGUCUUUGACGCGGCCAUGAAGGUCAUCGACGACAAGCAGGACGGUGUCCUCAUCGGCGAAGCUCUCUUGAAGUUCUUGGCCGAAGAGUGA
Nannizzia gypsea CBS 118893 is the source of this 759-nucleotide messenger RNA. RefSeq names its product GMP synthase. Gene Ontology annotation, cellular component: cytosol; nucleus. NCBI's taxonomy places the organism in Eukaryota, Fungi, Ascomycota, Eurotiomycetes, Onygenales, Arthrodermataceae. The transcript has 3 exons. The record is from RefSeq and is a predicted model, not a curated record. The coding region runs from base 1 to 759 and encodes 252 amino acids.